Miscanthus lutarioriparius is the source of this 1269-nucleotide messenger RNA. The record is from the annotation of a GenBank genome assembly. Lineage: Eukaryota; Viridiplantae; Streptophyta; Magnoliopsida; Poales; Poaceae.
AUGUCGCCACUCAUUCCAGCAAGAUCAACAGGGAUAAGGAUGAUGCUAUCAUCCCCAAGGGUAUCCCCAAGGCUGAUGUCUCCAUCUACGACAUUGGCAAACUCCUCACCACAGCCCCCAACAUCUGCUCUGGAGAAAAAAAGAAACAAUCUUGGUCAUGGAUCUCCACAUCGGAUUAAAAGGCGCAAACUUACAUCUGAGAUAUGGGAAGAUUUUGAGGCAAUAUAUGACGGUGAAACUGUGGCUGAAGCUCGAAAAGGCCUGGUCUAUAUCAUUCGAUCAUUCAUGGAUCUAGAAAUAAACUUAGAGGAGUUGACAAGGAUUACUGACAAUUUUUCUGUAGAGAAAAUAGUUGGUUGGGGUGGUUAUGGAGAAGUUUACAAGGCAGAAUACAAAGGGAAACAGAUAGCGGUGAAGUUGCUUCAUACGAGCCAAGGAAUUGGCGACAAACAGUUUUUGAAUGAAGUCAGUAACCAUAUGAAGGUCCAACAUCCCAACAUCGUACGGUUAGUUGGUUAUUGCAACCUUCAAAGGAAGAUAAUUAUUGAGCAAAACGAUGGUGAACUGCGCCAGGAGGCUGUUAACGAAGUCUUAUCAAGAAUCAAGGAGGGUUAUGCGGAGAAGUCAGAUGCAAAGGAGCACAUAGAGAGGAUGGAGAUGGCCCACAUCAAGCUAGAAGCUGCCCUUGAGACAUCCAAGAAGUGGAACGUCACCAGCGCGCCACUGCUACGCUGGCGGAGCAGCGAUUACAAGAAGAGGAAGAAGUGCAGCAAGCGUAGCGGUAACGACGACAAGCUCAGAGGAUCCACCGUUCUCCGGCGAUUCGAGCGCUUUGCAGAUGGUGCGACCGAGUUCUUGAGGCUGAGUGCAGUCAUGGAUGGCGAAAGCCAAGCUACCUCAUAUCAGAUGUUAUCGAAGUCCAAGCAUGGAAGCGCGUACCUUCGGGUUGAGAAGACCUCAUGGAGAGCAACUACUAGGAAGGACGACAAAGUUGGAAAACGCCGUAAGCAACGACAGGACAAGAAGGUUCCAGUUCAGGGAUGGACAAGUGCUCACAAUGAAUUCGUUAGCUCAUGGAUUGCGCACAUGCCUGCACAGUUGCAGGGCUCGGUCGUCGACUAUUGGAUUCACAAAGAAAAGCGAUCCACACCACCGUUUUUAUUGAAAACUAACGCCUGCGUCUAUGAUUGUGCAAUCACGAUGUUGUCUUCGCAAGAUCACAGUUAUUUGGCAAGGAAGCUCAAGAUGUCCAGCAUGUUAAACCCCUGA